This is a messenger RNA of Amphiprion ocellaris (clown anemonefish), 2759 nucleotides long. RefSeq names its product tripartite motif-containing protein 16-like protein. Bases 75 to 1460 code for a protein of 461 amino acids. The record is from RefSeq and is a predicted model, not a curated record. The transcript has a single exon. Lineage: Eukaryota; Metazoa; Chordata; Actinopteri; Pomacentridae. Gene Ontology annotation, molecular function: protein binding.
AAGACAAUAAAGUUGGGUUUGGCCUCCUGUGUGACUGUUAUUUGCUGCCACGUCCGUAGUUGCUGAGGGGCAAAAUGGCGCAGCGAGGAAAUCCGCUGAAUUCAGAGAAAUUCUCUUGUUCCAUCUGUCUGGAUCUACUGAAGGAUCCAGUCACUACUUCCUGUGGACACAGCUACUGCAUGGGCUGUAUUAAAGCACACUGGGAUGGAGAGAAUGGUAAGAGAACCUACAGCUGCCCUCAGUGCAGAAAGAUUUUCAAGCCGAGGCCUGUUCUGGAGAAAAACGUCCUGUUAGCUGAGUUAGUGGAGGAGCUGAAGAAGACUGGACUCCAGGCUGCUGCUGCUGCUGCUGAUCACUGCUGUGCUGCUAUGCCCUCCAAUAACAAGGAGUUGAGUCAGCUAAACAUCCUGCAGAGAAUCCAGGACAGACAGAAAUACGUGAAGCUGCUUCAACAGGAGCUGGAGGCCAUCAAUGUCUCUGCUGAUAAAGCAGUGGAGGACAGUGAGAAGAUGUUCACCCACAUGAUCCAUCUCAUCCAGAAAAGACACUCUGAUGUAAAGCAGCAGAUCAAAUCCGAGAAGGAGACUGAAGUGAGUCGAGUCAAAGAGCUUGAGGAGAAGCUGGAGCAGGAGAUCAGCGAUCUGAAGAGGAAAGACGCUGAGCUGAAGCAGCUCUCAGAUGCACCAGAUCACAACCAGUUUCUCCACAGCUACCCCUCAGUGUCAGCACUCAGUGAGUCCACACACUCAUCCAGCAUCAACAUCCGUCCUUGGAGACACUUUGAGGACGUGACAGCAGCUGUGAAAAAGCUCAGAGAUCAACUACAGGACAUUCUGAGGGACAAAUGGACAAACGUCUCACUGGCAGUCGCUGAAGUGGAUGUUUCACAGUCAGAACCAGAACCAGAGAGCAGAGAUGAAUCCUUAAAAUAUUCAAGAGUAGUCAGUCUUGAUCCAAACACAGCACACAGACGGCUGUUAUUAUCUGAGUGGAACAGAAAAGUAACAGUAAUGGGACGAGAACAACGUUAUUCUGAUCAUCCGGACAGAUUCACUGAACGUUGGCAGGUUCUGAGUAAAGACAGUCUGACUGGACGUUGUUACUGGGAGGUGGAGUGGAGAGGAAGCGGAGUAGUUGUAGCAGUCGCAUACAAGAAUAUCUGCAAAAAAGCAAACUUACAUAAAUGCGGAUUUGGACAAAAUGACAAAUCUUGGUGUUUACGCUGUGACACCAACAGUUACAAGUUUUUCUACAACAGCACUACCACUAACGUCUCUGGUCCUCAGUCCUCCAGAAUCGGAGUUUAUCUGGAUCACAGUGCAGGUAUUCUGUCUUUCUACAGCGUCUCUAAAACCAUAACUCUCCUCCACAGAGUCCAGACCACAUUCACUGAGCCCAUCCAUGCUGGAGUUGGGUUUUUAAAUGUUGGAGCCACUGCAGAGUUCCUUAAACUCAAAUAGAGUAAUUCCAGCGUCUGAGGAUCGGUUCAUGUUCAGCCCUGAUUUAAGUUUAUGAUAUACGGUUUACUUCUGUAGCUGAAGUAUUAGUCAGUGAGAUGAUAAUGGAACUGAUUGAUUCUGAAAUGUUUUAGUCAUUUUUAAAUCAGCUUCUGAAACAUUUGUUGAUUUUAUUUUUCAUAUCUGACAAGAAACUGAAUGUUUUGUGGGUUUUGGAUUCAACCCAAUGAAUUGUUGAGCUGUGGGGGAUUCAAAUAUUUGUUUGUUUUAGUAUUUUCUGAUAUUUUAAAGUCAAAAUGAUUCCCAGAGAAAAUAAUCACCAUGAAAUAAUCAUUAACUGAUGUCCUGUAAUCCAUAGUUUCAUCAUUUCUGUUUGAUAUUUUGUGUGGCAGCUGAGACUAUUGUUGAUGAACAACCAGUUUGUCUGAAUGUAUUUGAGUCAAUGUGUAAUUUUUUUCUGAGAUUUUAUAACACAAAAAUGCAAAAAAUAUCAGUAUGUGACAAUUUAAUCACACCUGUUGUAUACUGUUAUAUUUUAACCUGUUCAUCUAUUCUACUGUUUGAGGCAUCGAUUUUCUGUAGUUACUGUAAUUUGGUUCUGCAGUUUUUAUAAAUGAACUGAGCUUCUAAAUUGAUUUUUAUAUUAGCUGUCUCUGAGAUCUAUUUUGUAUGAUGUUUAUUUUUUUCUAACAUUAAAGAUUAUUAUUAAUUUUAUUUAAAUGGUAGGACCUGCCUAAGACCUUUUUUUUUAUAUUUUAUUUGCACAAUUUAACAUUUUUUUUAAAAAAUUUUUAAAAACUAGACUAUGCAUAUAUUGAAAUAAUUUUCAUUGUAAAAUCUUAAAGAAUUGUUAUUAUCACACCUAAUGUACUGAAUUAUAGCCUUCUUAUCUAUUCUACUGCUUGAGUCUCUAAUUGUAUGUAAUUAUUUCAUGUAUUUUUAGGUCUAUAAUUGUCUUUCUAUCUUCAUGCUGUUGACAUGACAUCUGCUUUGUGUGACAUGAAUACAUAUUUUUAGUGACAUUCAAAAAAUAUAUAUGAAUUUAGUCUGUAUGGUAGAACCUUGCUAAGAUAUUGUGAAUAUUUUUUGGCACAAAUGUAUAUUUUUUGAAAAAUAAAUUUCAAAAUAUUGGGUUAUGUAUAUCAUGCACGUCUGUUUUUGUUUUUUUUACAGCACAAUCUUGAAGAAGCGUUUAAUUAAAUGAGGGUUAUGUCAUCAUCUCCCAUAAAUUUAUUAAGAAAGUCUUGUUCCAUUAUUCCAAUGUAUCCCAUUUGUGACAUUAAAACACAUUUCACACAGGAA